CUACACCCUCUCCCACUGUAUCGCGAGACACUGACUGGGACAGCAGGCAGAGAAAUAUUCAUAUACCUGCAGCACGCGCAGUUGCAAAACCCUUAUGAAUAAAUAGAUACCCUAUGAUUCAUCAAUAGGUUUAACAUCAGCGGGGUACAGCUAGACGGAGAGGAAUGAAUAUUAAUCUGAAUACUGGCAGACACACUGCCUGCUUAGCAAUACAGCCAGCUAGCUGACCAGCAGCUCAAACUUGAUCAUCUUUUAGCAGUGCUGGGCUAGCUAGUUAGCACCAGGCUUGUUCAGUAUACAUUUGCACUUAAACUUUAUCGGAUUUCACUCGCGCCAGCGAACAAAUUGCGUGUUUUGUGCAAAAAAGCUAACUGCACCGGCCUCGCGUUACACACUGGCCUGAAGAUGGUCACAAAUCCCUACCACAGAAUCCUCGCAGAGCCUUAAAACCGGAGAUCACCUGAGAACCUCCAUCAGCUCAGCCUGUUGCUCAUGACAUGUUUUAGUGAUAUCCCCCGAACAUACGUUUUGUGUAGAAUGUGAACUAUUUUAGAGCACCAGACGCUGGCGUUACAAAGUCAAAUCAUUUUCUUUAAAUGGGGGAAAACAAAUAUCAGUCAUUUUCAGGCCACAUUUUCUGGUCAGGUUUUCCAAAUUCAUGUCUAUUAUAAAACCGUAGCCUGAUGAGCAGAUCGCGCGCCACCCAAACACACGUAGAUCACAAAGACCCUGAUGUCCCUGAUGAUCGGUUGGUCUUAAAUUGGGCACUUAAUUGUUAGUCAUGAACGGCUCCCUCUUAACCCCGCCCAGUCCACGGGCUGCGGCUAAUUCGUCUCCCCUUCCACCCUCCCCGUCUCCAUCACCUUCUCCUCCAUCUCCAUCACUGUUGCCCCUCUCCACAAGACCCCCACCACUGCCUCCUCCAAAUCCUGCCAGUCAGCCCUUGUCAUCGUUAUCUGAAACACCCACACCAUCUCCGUCUCCCUGCCUUAGCUGGACCGAGUUCUGUGAGCUCCACGCCCGAGUAGCCGCCGGUGACUUCGCCCGGCAUUUCCGGGCCUUCUUGCAGGAGAACCCUCAUUACUCCCCUGAUUCGGCAGCUGCUUUUUGCCGCCGCUUUACUGACAGAUUCGUUCGACAUUUCGAGAGCGAGCUCGAAGGGACCGGUGUUGGUAGGGAAGGAACGGUGAGCUGGGUUGCCCAACCCGACCUGACGUCGCUGGAGGAGGACGCAGCAUCUCCGUCCUUGUUGCCGCCAGAAGCCGCCACCCCUUGCCCGCCUUCUCACACGCGGGCUGCACCCAAACCUGUCCCGACCCAGGAUGGCCGCGGCACGGAGCAAUUCCAGAGUGCCGGAACAUUUCAGGACUCGUAUGCUCAUACUCAGAUUCUCCCACCGUCCUCCUCUUCGUCAUGCUCUUCCUCUAUGGGUGGGAAUAAUGGGCGGAGGGAGGAGAGGGGAAUAGCGGUCAAAUAUAACCAACCUGGAUACAAAGACCUGGAAGAAGAAGACGACAGCUGGGUGGGGUCUGUCGCCGGAGAGGAGGUGGAGACGGACGUAGUAGAAAGGGACAAUGAGGGCGAGGGUGAUACCACCUUGGAAAGAUCCGAUCUCAGCCAGACUCCAACAAGCCCCACCCCUUCUAGCCCAUCAGCAAACUCUGGGUCAAAAGGCAAUGGGACACCCAUUGGGGGUCACUCUAAGAAUAAACUAAAAAAGCGGUUCUCUUUGCGCAGCGUGGGCCGCAGCGUCCGAGGGAGCGUGCGAGGCAUCUUGCACUGGCGCAGCUCCUCCAGUGACUCUCCUCAGAGCUGCAGCUCGGGUAAUUCUGCCCCGCUUCCUUCCAGUUACAGCUACACUACAGGCUUGCAAGAUGCCAAGAGGAACUCCGCCUCGCAGGGUGUCCCCGCGUCUAUCCCUGUCUCUCUCUCCCUUCCCCUCUCUCUCCCUCACUCGUCGUCCUCUUCAUUGCCCCCGUCGUCCUCCAGUAGCGCCACCUCUCUCUCGUUCUCCGAGGCCCGUGACUGGCGGAGAAGCAACGGCGAUGGGGAGAAGGAGAAAUGGAGUCACCGGUUGGAGAAACUGCGACUGUCCCGCUCACCGCCGCCGACUCUGUCCGCCGCAGCGCCACCUUCCUCAGCCGUGUCGCCCUCGGCGCUACCACCGAGCAGCAUCGGUGCCCCGAGGAAGAUGGGCAGGCUGGUACGGGAGGGUGGUGUGACUGUGUGCUCAUCUUUGGAUGAGUUUACCAGCACUCAUGGUUUCCUGGGAUUUCCUUUUGGACUGCUGCACCACGGCACAGACAGCACAGCGGCAGGACAUCCCACGGCCAUGGGAGGAGCUGCAGACGGAAGGGGUAUGCGUUGGCACAAGUGCCGUCUAGUUCUAAAAGAACGAGAUAAGGACGGAGGGGAUGGAGGGUUGGAGUAUUUCCUGGAGUUUUACAUCCCACCUAAGUCCUCCAAGCCCAGACUGACCGCCCCAUGCUGCUCGAUUGUUGAUGUGAGGAGCACUACAGCUAUAGAGGUGCCAGACAAAGAGAACACCUUCCUUCUACAGUUGGAAGGUCAGGUACAGUACGUGAUCGAGACCAGAGACGCGGUUCAGAUGAGAGCUUGGCUUGGUGACAUCAGAAACGCCAUUUGUUUGAGUGAGCAAGAGGAUGUUGAGGGAGUGUGUGGCAGUGCUCUCAGCGACCUCAGCGGUAUGCCAGAAUUCAACGACCGCCUGUCUCAAGUGUGCUAUGGUGGAGUUGGUGGUUCACCCCAGCUGGAGCCUCUACCUCCUGAGUUGCCACCCCGUGCCCCUCUUGAUGAAUCCGGAGCUAGCCUUGGCACACCUUUUGCUGAAACUCCUGAUGCCACAGGGUCCUUCCUGUUCUCUGAAGGUUCUGUUUCAGAGACGGUGGAACAUCCUCUGAGUGAGUGUCAGUGGUUCCACGGCACACUGUCCCGUCUUAAGGCGGCCCAGCUGGUGCUGGCGGGUGGCAUGGCCAGCCAUGGAGUGUUCCUUGUGCGGCAGAGUGAGACACGGCGUGGGGAGUAUGUCCUCACCUUCAACUUCCAGGGCAAAGCAAAGCACUUGCGUCUCUCCCUGAACGAGGAUGGACAGUGUCGUGUGCAGCAUCUCUGGUUCCAGUCCAUUUUUGACAUGCUGGAGCAUUUCCGUGUGCACCCCAUUCCCCUGGAGUCUGGGGGUGCCUCUGAUGUCACCCUCAUCAGCUUUGUGGGGGCCACGAAUGUCCGGCAACCAGACUUGACCAGCAGACCCCGUAGUCCUCCUCAGCCACCUCCUCCCCCUCUGCCUCCCGGACGCCCUCCGCCCCCAACCCCGCCGCAGGAACGAGGGAGCGAAACGGAGGCCGCCGGAGCAAGCAGCGGGGCCGAAGAGUGCGAGGAACGGGAGCCGGCUCUCCUCCAGCUGGAAGGGGUGGAGGGCGAGGAAAGAGAAGGAGGGCGAGCGAGAGCCAUCGACAACCAGUACUCCUUCUUCUAAAACGGGGAGAACAACGAGGUGGGAUGGAGGAGGAAGAGGAGAGCCCUUCACAAUCAGUUUUCAGUAUUCUCCAGCGGAAGAACUGACCGAUGGGUCACACGACCGAGUUAUUAACACUAUUAAACAUCAGCUUUCAUGGUGCGAGAGAGAGAUGGAGAGAAAGAGAGAGAGAGACACCCAAACACAUAAGCAUAUAUGAUACUGAUGGUACAUGUUUUUUAAAACACUAAGUAACGGUACUACACUAAUUUGGAAGUGCAUUGUGAAAAUGUUGGUCAGCUUGUACUAAUUUGAAAGGUCCUCCUCUGGUGCUGCAUAGGAAGGUACGAAAGUGUCAGCACCGCCACUGACCUGUAUUUAGCAACGUAUUUCUUGAAGAGUCCUUCACGUCAUCGCAAUGUCAAGUCAUUACAGUGUCGGACUCGCUUAUUGAUUUAGAUGUCUAGUAUUCUUUGACCCUUCGCACUUAUAGAAAAGGAGUUCCUUUUUUCCCUCAGGUGAGAGGAGAUUGUUACCCACCAGCACUCUUGUUGUUGUUAUUAUUAGUAGUGUUAUAAUCAUUACUGGAGCUGUUUAAGCUGUUUUCUUUUUGUUCUGCCACUGACAAAUUACGAAUGUCACAAAGUAAUAACUUUUUAUCCUGUUUAUUUCAAUUGUACUGAUUUUGCUAGUUCAGUAGCAGGCAUUGCCUCGAGCUUAACAACGUCCCAUUUUUGCCAAAAACUUUCAAGCCCAGUCCUCUGAAGUCCAUUAGUAUUACUUCUUAAGGUUAAUUACCAUAUUAAACAUCUCCAUAGACUCCAUUAUUACCUCAGAGUCCUGAUCUGUUGCCCAGCUCCUCUGCUCUCUCUUUCUCCCUCUCUGUCUUCACAUCCUACCCUUCCUCUUAGCUUCACAGUCUUUGGUUUUAUUGGUGCGUUUAUUUCUAUGCUAGAGUCCAGAGGAGGGAGAGAGAAUGUCCUUCAUUUAAAACAGAAAUUGUUAUUGAAUAUAAAAAUGAUAAUAACUGAUGAUGAUGAUAAUAAUUAUGAAUUUAACAAUUGUCCAAAUAAUAGUAUUAUUAUUUUUUGUUUGUUUCAAAACGCCUUUAUUUUUGUUGUUUAUUAUAUGAACGAAUAAUAUUUGUUCUCCAAAAUCUGUUUCUAAUUUUUUGUGCCUUUUUAUAUCUCUCCUAACCUCACUCUGUCCCACGGCUGUCUCCUUCAAACUGUGCUUCGGUUUCCACAGAGUCCAGGAAAACUUUUGAAAAAGGAAAAAUAGAUAAAGAGCCCCUUUCUUCUUGUGCCUUUUCGUGUUGUUAAUUGUCAUUCCCUCUUGUUUUGUGCCAGUCAUUCUUGAUUUUGUGCCUCGGUCAGUCUUUUUGUGGUGUCUGCCGUCCAGUUCAGUGCCUCCAUCUGUAUUCUCCUGCUUUGUUUCUCUGGUUCUGUCUCAGCUUUUUCACUUGUUCUCUUCUUGAUCCUACAGAUCAUUUGUGAUGACUUGUUUUCUCUCCAUUUGACCCUUUAUUUAAACCUCUUAUCGUGCCUUCUCUCUCUUUUCUCUUCGCUCUGUCUGUCUAUGCUGGGACCGUGUGUUAAGGUGGACAUUGUUGCCCACACUGUGUAAUUAGAGUUUCAGGUACUACAUUGAAUUAAAUGAUGAUGAUGAUGAUGAUGAUAUAAUAUAAUUAUUCUGAAACAA
Messenger RNA from Cyprinus carpio (common carp), 5176 nucleotides. RefSeq lists its product as uncharacterized. Gene Ontology annotation, molecular function: transmembrane receptor protein tyrosine kinase adaptor activity. Gene Ontology annotation, biological process: intracellular signal transduction. Gene Ontology annotation, cellular component: plasma membrane. The record is from RefSeq and is a predicted model, not a curated record. Lineage: Eukaryota; Metazoa; Chordata; Actinopteri; Cypriniformes; Cyprinidae.